GUUACUGAAUCAGAAAUUGAAAUGAAGGCUCUAGUCAAGGGAUUUCUGUUCACUUUGAGCUGCAGUCUCUCCUUUGCCUUCUAUUUUCAUCAGGGGGAAAAAGAGGAAAAAUGCAUCAUAGAGGACAUCCCAGGUGAUACUCUAGUUACAGGACGAUAUAAAAUGCAAUCUUGGAAUUUUGCUACACAUGAUUUCCUUCCUUCUGCCCCAGGUUUGGGUUUGGUUGUGAACAUCAAGGGUCCAGGUGAACAGAUUUUGCUACAUAAAUUAUAUGGUCCAGAAAGUCAUUUUACAUUUCAUUCGCACUCUCCAGGGGAGCACUACAUCUGCCUGUCUUCCAACUCCACCAAAGUAGCAGUGUUUGCUGAAGAGAAAUUGCGCAUCAAUUUGGACAUUCAGGUUGGUGAACAUACAAAUGAAGCAUCUCUUGAUGGAGCCAAGGACACAAUGAAUGAUGUGCAGAAAUUAAUUCAUCAUUUGAUUGGGCAGAUGCAAUAUAUCAACAAACAACAGGACUACCAGAGGGAACGUGAAGAAAAAUUUCGGCAAGUCAGUGAAUGGACUAACAACAGCAUCUUAUGGUGGGCUUUGAUUCAGACCUCAAUCCUUCUCACAAUGGGAGUCUGGCAAAUGAAGCACAUGAAAAAUUUAUUUAUAGCCAAGAAAUUAGUGUAAAAGUAACUGCCUUACAGGGUAGAAUUUCCACUGAAGGCUUCCCAAUUUAUCUUCCACGCUUCUGCAGAAGAGCUUUAAAAAGGCAGAAUAAUUACAUGAAAACUCAUUUAUCAAAAUGUACCAGAAUUUCCUUAGAUCUACAAAUGGUUGUUGUGCAGAGGGUGGCUGCUAUGGAAAAUCAACAGUUGUAUGUUUUUAAAAUUAUGACACAUUUAAAACAAAUUCAUUUUAAUCACUUAGUCAUACAUUUCAUAGAUUCCCUAAUAAUUAACUAAAGAUGGAUAUUUGUCCUCCAAAAGCCAACCAAUUUGAAUUCAUGUGUCAUGCCUAAGGCACAGAGGCUAUUUCUUCCUGGUCAACCAAGCAAGGGUAAACAGUUUGAGGAUCUCACUGGGUUCGGGAGGCUGGGUCAGUGGAUUAGUGUGGUAUAGAAACCUUAGAAAAUCACCAAUCUGCACAGUAUUUUCUUUGAGCUCAACACUGCAGUAUUACUGAAUAAUGCUUUGCCAUUUUGAUUCAGGACUUUUAUCUGUCACAGGUAAUUUCUUAUGUGAUUGAGUGUUUAGAGAAUGCAUUAUGAGUUUGUGUUAAUGUAAUUUCCAAAAUGAUCCAUACUAAAAUUUAAAUUGUUAUUCCAUAUGUGCAUUGAAAAAGGUAAUAAAACACUGAGGUUUUUCUGAGAA
Messenger RNA from Amblyraja radiata (thorny skate), 1358 nucleotides. Its product is annotated as transmembrane emp24 domain-containing protein 11-like. The transcript is spliced from 5 exons. Lineage: Eukaryota; Metazoa; Chordata; Chondrichthyes; Rajiformes; Rajidae. The record is from RefSeq and is a predicted model, not a curated record. The coding region runs from base 22 to 675 and encodes 217 amino acids.